AAUCACAACUAACAAUGACCCAAACCAAAGAGAAAAGAAACGAGAGGUUCUGGUGAAGCUCCUGAUCACUGAGAGAGAAUCUUAGAUACAAAAACUAAUGAGGAAGGAGGUGAUAGUGGUGGCUACAGUGGCAGCAGUAGCACUAGCAGUAGCAUCUGUAACGCACUACAAGAGAAGAAAAGAGAGGCAAUGGAAGAACACGCAGCGUAUUUUACGUAAAUUUGCAAGGGAAUGUGCCACUCCUGUCCCCAAGCUUUUGGAGGUGGCUAAUGCAUUAGUUUCUGAUAUGGAAACAUCUCUUGCUGGCAAAGAUUAUACUACUCUUAAUAUGCUUGUCUCCCAUGUUACUUCACUGCCUAAUGGGGAUGAGAAAGGAUUGUACUAUGGAUUGAACUUGAGAGGGAACAAUUUCUUGUUGUUGUGUGCGAAACUUGGGGGAAAGAACGAACCUAUUUCUGAUUUAUAUAGGGAAGAGAUUUCUGUACCCACCAAUUUAUUGGUUGCUACUUCUCAGGAGUUAUUUGAGUACGUUGCUGUGGAGCUUGCCAGAUUUGUUGCAAUACAUCCAGCAGAUGAAAAUCAUGGAGCAGCAAGAGCAAAGAAAUUGGGUGUUACAGUGUCAUAUCCAGUAGACCAAGUUGCAGCCACCUCUGGCUCUGCUAUUAAAUGGAAAAGUUUCUCAGCUGAUGACACAGUUGGAAAAGCAUUAUUGAAUGAUAUCAAUCGAGCUAUAGAGAAACAAGGCCUAAAUAUGCAAGUUUUUGCGCUGGUUGAUGAAACAGUAGGAAAUUUGGCUGGAGGAAGAUACUAUAACAAGGAGACAGUGGCUGCAGUUACUCUAGCAUUAGGCACAAAUGCUGCUUAUGUAGAACCAGUUCAAGCAAUUACCAAAUGGCAUGGCCCUUCACCCUUAUCAGGAGAGCUGGCAAUAAGUAUGGAAUGGGGGAAUUUCAAUUGCCUUGAACUUCCCAUAACUGAAUUUGAUGCUAGUUUGGAUGCAGAAAGCUCAAAUCCUGGUAGCAAGAUCUUUGAGAAGCUGAUUUCAGCAACAUACUUGGGAGAAAUUGUGAGAAGAGUUUUGCUGAAGAUGGCAAAAGAAACAUCACUAUUUGGAGCUACUUUGCCUCCAAAACUAGAUACUCCAUUCCUACUAAAGUCACAUGAUAUGGCUGCAAUGCAUCAAGACACAUCAGAGAAUCACGAAUUGGUGAGCGAAAAGCUAAAGGAAAUUUUUGGGAUUACUGAUUCAAGUCCAAUGGCAAGGGAGGUUGUCGCAGAAGUUUGUGACAUAGUAGCAGAACGUGGUGCCCGUCUUGCUGGAGCUGGAAUUGUGGGGAUAAUAAAAAAGCUUGGAAGAAUAGAAAACAAGAAAAGUGUUAUAAGUAUGGAAGGAGGACUUUACGAGCAUUACCGUGUCUUUAGAAACUACCUCCAUAGCGGUGUUUGGGAGAUGCUUGGCAGUGACCUAUCGGACAACGUAAUUAUUGAGCCUUCUCAUGGUGGUUCUGGAGCAGGAACCCUGUUUCUAGCUGCUUGUCAAACACAGAAUCCUGAUUCCUAAUACCAGGAUUUACAAAAUGUUAUGUGAGCUUUCUUAAGCUUGCUAGUGCACUAACAAUUUUCUUUUUUUCUAAAUCUGAAUGUGACUUUCUUUCACUUUUCAAACUUGGGAAUUUCCCAUUUUGUUGCUGAUUAGAAAUGUAAGAAAUCAAGCAUUGCUUC
This is a messenger RNA of Ricinus communis (castor bean), 1722 nucleotides long. Its product is annotated as probable hexokinase-like 2 protein. Gene Ontology annotation, molecular function: glucokinase activity; D-glucose binding; ATP binding. The transcript has 9 exons. The coding region runs from base 98 to 1561 and encodes 487 amino acids. The record is from RefSeq and is a predicted model, not a curated record. Gene Ontology annotation, cellular component: cytosol; mitochondrion. Gene Ontology annotation, biological process: intracellular glucose homeostasis; glycolytic process; glucose 6-phosphate metabolic process. NCBI's taxonomy places the organism in Eukaryota, Viridiplantae, Streptophyta, Magnoliopsida, Malpighiales, Euphorbiaceae.